GAAGUAGCAAAAAAUGAUGUAACUGAAGGAGAAAACUCCAAACAAAGAGUGAAACCACACUUGCUCUGUUUCUAUUCCAAAAUCCAAAACAGAGAAAAGACAGAGACUAUAAAGCACAAGAGAGAAAGAGAAAGUAAAGUAACAGAAGAGAACCGCUAUUCAUUUUCUGCUCAAAGCUUCCACCUAUCCUAAACCCCAAAAAGAAUUGAAAACAGAAUGGAAAAACUUCAAUUGAGCUUCGGUUGUUUGUAAAAAAAAAUUCUUGAAGAAAAUCUUUAUAUGUUGUUGAUUCCUGCGUAAAAACAAACAGUUGGCAAGUUGCCCAUUUGUGUUGUUUUAUUUCAAGGUACGUCUUUCAAUUUGGGAGAGCUUGUGAGAAGCUGCGUCAUGGCGUCCUCGGUACAUGAUCAUUCAGAUAAUAGCGAGAAUGAACAGCCACGAGAGCAGUCAGAGGUGCAAAGCCAGUCUUCAUCCCCUGCAGCUGAAUUGUCCAUUCCUGGGACUGUGCCACCAGACAUGCACUACUUGAUGCCUGCUCAACUUGGAAAUGCAAAUGCUAUGGCGCAAACAGCUUAUCCUUACCCAGAUCCUUACUGCAGGAGCAUCUUUGCACCCUAUGACGUGCAGCCUUACCCUGCACAACCGUAUCCAGCACAGUCAAUGGUUCAACUUCAGUUGAUGGGAAUUCAACAAGCUGGUGUUCCUCUGCCAUCAGAUGCUGCAGAAGAACCUGUUUUCGUUAAUGCAAAACAGUAUCAUGGCAUCUUGAGGCGUCGACAAUCUCGUGCAAAAGCUGAAUCAGAAAAUAAACUUCUGAAAGCUAGGAAGCCCUACUUGCAUGAAUCUCGGCAUUUGCAUGCACUAAGAAGAGCUAGAGGAUGUGGGGGUCGAUUUAUGACUGCAAAGAAGAACGACGAAUCUGGUGAUAAGUCGAAGGCAAACAUCAAUACUGACUCCAACAAGAUUGAGGUUACUUCUUCAGAAAAUGCUUCUUGAAUCAUGGCGGGCAGUUCUGUUUUGAGGACUUCAUGGGACUAGACACUGGAAGAACUGUGUACAUUCAUUGACAGUUAAAAGCUAUGGUAGUUGGGCAAGUUCAGGCAGGUUAUGAUCCGUAACAUUAUCUCAGUAUGAAAAUAUCAGGAGUGGAUCUUAUGGAGUUGCAAGGCUAGCAGCUGGACGUGUAUUUUCAAGAUGCUGUUCAAAGUCUUCUUUCUGAGCUCGGUUUUAGAUAUUCCUUUUUUCUUUUGUAAUUACUUUUAGCCGUUCUUUGCGCUAGAAUUUUGAUAGCUUUUGGAGCACAUCGUGUCAGAAGAUAAUGGUCAUUAGCUAUAACAUGUAAGUGGACGUUUUUCUUUUAAGUUAGGAAGAUAAGCUAGCAGCAGUGCAGGUCCUUUCAUUCUCAUUGUCUAGGAUCAAUGCAUUCUCUUUGUCAA
Molecule: messenger RNA, 1436 nt
Organism: Lycium barbarum (goji berry)
Lineage: Eukaryota; Viridiplantae; Streptophyta; Magnoliopsida; Solanales; Solanaceae
Product: nuclear transcription factor Y subunit A-7-like
Exons: 6
Coding region: 388-996 (202 amino acids)
Biological process (GO): regulation of transcription by RNA polymerase II
Cellular component (GO): CCAAT-binding factor complex
Molecular function (GO): DNA-binding transcription factor activity, RNA polymerase II-specific; RNA polymerase II cis-regulatory region sequence-specific DNA binding
Source: RefSeq, a predicted model, not a curated record